AUGUCAGACUUGGAAGAUGAUUUGUUAGCUUUGGCUGGUGAUGGAGUUUCAGACUCUGAAUUUGAACCUCAAGAUUUCAAAAAGAGAAGCUCUCCUACAAAUAGUUCUACUAAAAGAAGAAAAACUACAGUUAGAGACUUUGAUGAUGAAAUUGAUGAAGAUGAAGAAGUAGGAGAGGAUGAUGACCAAAUCAAAGAUUAUGAAGACGAAGAUGAAGAUGACGAUGAAGAAGAUAAUCUUGUAAAUCCUUAUCCACUUGAAGGGAAGUAUAGAGAUGAAGAAGAUAGAGAGAACUUACUUAAAAUGGAUGAAAUUCAACGUGAACAAACCUUGUUUGAUAGAUCUCAAGAGAUGGAAAGCUAUAACGAAAAGAAGUAUUUACAGCAAAGAUUAAAACAACAAAAGGCUCAAGCGGAAGGAGCAAAGGAUAAGAAAACAAGAACUAGUGCUAGAUCUAAGAUGGUAAAAAGUACUUCUAAAAGCAACAAACUUGAUAAAUUGAGUGAGUUAAGGAAGCAAAGAGAUCAAAAAUCGAGAAGAGAAAGUAAGAGAAAAGAUUAUGAUGACUAUGAAGAAGAUGAAGAAGAUGAAGAAGAAGACGAAGGUGAAGAGGAACUUGAAGAAGAUGAAGAAGAUGAAUAUGGAUAUAAUGAUUAUGAAGAUAAGGUAGUUUGGGGAAGUGGAGCUUCCUCUUCUAGAUCUUCAAGGGUCAAGAGAAGUACCGAAAGAGCUCAGUUUGAAAACUUAAGUCAAAUCAAGGUUGGUCGUAGUAUGUUACACCGCUUUUGCUUCUACAGUAAUUUCAGCGAUGCCGUGAUUGAUUGUUUUGCCCGUAUAAAUGUUGGUAUUGAUAAACGAACCAGAAGACCUAUAUAUAGAAUGGUUCAAAUUGUAGAUGUCAAGAAUAUCCCAGAGAAAGCUUACAAGUUCCCUAGCACAAUGGUGGAUAUAUACUUAACUGUCGCACAAAAUAGAACCCAAAAGAAAGACUUUCCUAUGACUGUAUUUUCAGAUUCACCUAUAACUAGGGAGGAAUUUGAUAGGUAUGUCAUUGAACUAAAUAAGACUGAUGAAGAAUUACCUUAUUUGGAUGAUGUUAAGGAAAAAAUUAAUGUUCUCAAUCAAUUUAUGAACAGAGAGAUUUCAGACAAGGACGUCAAUGAGAUGAUCAAAAGGAAACAGCAAUUGAAUGCAUCUACUGGAGACGGACAAAACUUGGAAGGUUUCGAUGCUGUUUUCCAAAAAUCCCGGAUAAGGGAUGAAUUGAAGGUAGCUAAACAGGAGAAAAAUUUCAGUAAGAUCAGCAAGUUGGAAAAGAAGUUAGAGGACUUGGAAGUUAUAGUUGCCAAUACUACAAACAAAGUAACUAGCGGUGGUUUGACUAUGUCCAAAGUUAAUGAAAGAAACAGGAAACUUAACCAAACAAAUAUUAGAAUAGCUGAGUUGAAAUCUUCUCAAUUGAAGAAGAUUGCUGAAGCCACCAGCGAUGGUGGUGAUCCAUUUUCCAGAUUUAAGACUAAUACUAGAAUGUUUUAUCAAGAUUUAGUUAAUGAGGAAAAUGAAAAGGCGUUAGUUGAUGCUAGAAUAAACUAUGAAAAGGAAAUGGCAGAGAAGACAGAAAUGGAUGCUAAGAUUGCUUCUUCUAGUUACAGAAGUUUAGGAGUUAUGGAUGAUCUAAUCAAGAAUAUUGAGCUUGAUAUAGAGAUCAAAAUAUAG
Dujonia railenensis is the source of this 1716-nucleotide messenger RNA. Lineage: Eukaryota; Fungi; Ascomycota; Pichiomycetes; Serinales; Debaryomycetaceae. The record is from the annotation of a GenBank genome assembly.